This is a messenger RNA of Salmo salar (Atlantic salmon), 1311 nucleotides long. RefSeq lists its product as uncharacterized. The record is from RefSeq and is a predicted model, not a curated record. Lineage: Eukaryota; Metazoa; Chordata; Actinopteri; Salmoniformes; Salmonidae.
AGUGGAGUCUGUCUUGACCGUGUAAGAUACACUGAGUUUCUAUUACCUUGUGGAUUUCUGAAGAAAUUGUUGCUGAAGGAAUUCAAUUCCGAGAAACAGCACAACACCACACACCCAUCACACCACAGGAGAUGGUGGCACCUUAAUCGGGGAGAAAGGGGUCGUGGUAAUGACUGGAGCAGGUUCAGGGGAAUGGUAUGAAAUACAUCAAACACAUGGUUUCCAGGUGUUUAAUGCCAUUCCAUUUGCUCCAUUCCGCACAUUAUUAUUAGCAGUCACGAAUGUUUGAUCUUGAACAGAACAUGACACGCAGAAAUCGUAAUGUUCAACCUGCGAGGACAGAUACAGAAACCGGGAAAAUUCCGAGCAACACAGCUCAAACAAAUGGAUUGGAGAGUUAUAUUUGUCUGCGCAGUAGCAUGGCAUGUUUCACUGGUGUCACAAUCUUAUGCCACAGGUGGUGUGAAUACAUCUCUCUCUACAGCUCAGAGCAACUUGUCUCUGUGUUUCACCUGCAACGGUGAGAGAUGUCAAGAUGUGAAAAAGAUUUUCAACUCAAUGAGAGAUGACAAAAUUUGGACGCAAAGUACUGCAACGUCUGCCCUUCUUGGCUGUUCCCUGACCUCGUCUCCCUUUGCUGGGAAGUGUGUGCCAUGUGUUGAGGACCGCAAGGUCUACAUUGUUUGCCUUGACAUGCCCAAGGAUCUCAAACUGGACCUGGAGGAUGGUGAUGGCAACUCAUUUUCCUACACUGAAGCUACAUGCCCUAGACUGACGGCGUCUAGAGCUGUAGGUCACGCUGGACACAACAGUAAUUUCAGUGUUUGUGAGUUUCCUAGUGGAGUCAGAGGUCUUGCUGGGCAUGGUGGAGCAAUGAUCAGCAUUGGCAUGUUAGCAGCUGCCGUCAUCUUUGUCGCUUACUACAGAAGCCAGACCAAAUCAAGUAUUGUCUAGUGUCAACUUCAGAAGUCCACUCAGAGGAACACCAGACCCAUUUAAAGUUAUUAAAGACUGUCACGUCUACUGCUCCCCCUCUCCGGCGCACAGAGGGAGGGGGGCAGAACAUGAGACAGAGCUGCAUUUCAUGACAAAAUGUGAAAAAUAUAAAACAAUUAGAGAGUGUAAUUUCCCCAUUUUGAAACCCUUAUUCAAGGUUUCAAAGACCUCUCUGGUGAGAGUAGGCUACCCUUCCUGUUGGGGGAAGACGCAGAGAGCUGGGGGUUGGCAGCGCACUACAUUGCUGCCUGCCAUAAGAUGAGGGACAGUGUCUGACAGACCAAUCAACCUGCACAUAAGCUUUGGCAAUAUGUA